UGCUCUGUGCACGAGGGGCGGUGGGAGUGGAGAUGAAAGUGGGGGGCUGGGUCAGUACCAUAGACAGCUCUCUGGUAGAGGCACGUUUGGCUUGCAUUCCUCUCCUUCACGGACCCGAGAUUCGUAUUUUUGCGUGCAAAAAGACAUUUUUUCUGAAAUGAGGCGGCGCAGUGAUGUCAUUGAUCUAUUGAUGACUUUUACCUCCUGUUCAUCUUCAUUCAGCACGAGUGAGCAAGAACGUUUUAGACUCCUGUUUGGACCUUAAGUUUUUUUUAUGAGGAGUUUCCUUGUACGACUGUGGACAGGGUUCUUACUGUUUUGUGCGCAUUUUCUGUCUGCACCUGGAUUCCUCUUUUUAUGUUUUGUUUGGGAUGGAGCCUGCAGAACCAGUUCAUAUCCUCUUUAUGAGGCAUAUAUAAGUGUCUUCAAUACAACUAUGGAUCGGUGAUAUAGGAGCGUUUUCAUGGAACUUUUGCCACUCACUCGUGUGAUUUUCUUCAUAACAUUAUAAUAGUGUAAAAUAUAAAAGUGAGCAGCGUUCUUGGGGCUUUUUCGUUACAAUGGCGCUGAGCGGAAACUGCAGGACUAACCCCAAAGAGCAGGCGUCGGUCCAGAAUAGUCUCCCCGACGUCCUGGAGCUCAACGUGGGCGGCCAGGUGUACUACACGCGCUACUGCACGCUGGUGAGCAGCCCGAGUUCUCUCCUCGCCAAGUUGUUCUCCAAAAAGGACGCCUCCAACGACUUAGCCCGAGACCCAAAAGGUCGCUACUUCAUCGACCGGGACGGUUUCCUCUUCCGCUACGUGUUGGACUACCUGCGGGACAAGCAGGUCGUCCUCCCCGACCACUUCCCGGAGAAAGGUCGGCUCCGCAAAGAAGCGGAGUACUUCCAGCUGCCCGACUUAGUGAAGCUCCUCAGCCCGGAGGAGGUGAAGCAAAGCCCGGAUGACUUGUUCCACAGUGAUUACGAGGACGGCUCCCAGGGAAGCGAGCCGCGCCACUGCCCGCCGCCCUCGCUCGUCCCCGCGGAUAGGAAGAGCGGCUUCGUCACGGUGGGCUACCGGGGGUCGUGCACCGUGGCCCGCGAGGCACAGAGCGACGCCAAGUUCCGCCGCGUGCCCCGCAUCCUCAUCUGCGGUCGAGUGGCCCUGGCUAAGGAGGUCUUCGGGGAGACCCUGAACGAGAGCCGGGAUCCGAACCGGACCCCGGAUCGCUACACAUCCCGUUUCUAUCUCAAGUUCAGGCACCUGGAGAGGGCCUUCGACAUGCUGUCAGAGUGCGGCUUCCACAUGGUGGCGUGCAACUCGUCCGUCACCGCCUCGUUUGUCAGCCAGCACACGGAGGACAAGUUCUGGUCCAGCUACACAGAAUACGUCUUCUACCGUAAGUCAUCCAGUGGGUUCUGAGUCUUUGUUGCACAAGUCUGCCCCAUUUGGGUUGGACCUGGUUCUGUGUAGUCCAACUGGUCCUUUUAGGCUGAAACUUGGGUUCGGAAACGGUUCUGGGUCUGUACUGCAUAUCCGAACUCAAGUUUGAUCCUUUAAUGUUAUAUCUGGUUAUAAGGUCGAACUCAAUGGUGUCAAACUCAAGGCCCAGGGGCCAGAUCUGACCCCUCAACAUCAUUUUACGUGGCCCGCGAGGACAAUCAUGU
Molecule: messenger RNA, 1651 nt
Organism: Hippocampus comes (tiger tail seahorse)
Lineage: Eukaryota; Metazoa; Chordata; Actinopteri; Syngnathiformes; Syngnathidae
Product: BTB/POZ domain-containing protein KCTD16
Exons: 1
Coding region: 561-1406 (281 amino acids)
Biological process (GO): protein homooligomerization; regulation of G protein-coupled receptor signaling pathway
Cellular component (GO): signaling receptor complex; presynaptic membrane; postsynaptic membrane
Molecular function (GO): protein binding
Source: RefSeq, a predicted model, not a curated record